CGGUUCGGCGGCUACCGUCGCGGCUCCCCAGCGCCUGUCGGGCGGAGAGCCUCCCCCAGCGCCAUGACUCGCUGGGUGCCCACCAAGAGGGAGGAGAAAUACGGCGUGGCUUUCUAUAAUUAUGAUGCAAGGGGAGCAGAUGAACUUUCCUUACAAAUAGGUGACACCGUACAUAUAUUAGAAACAUAUGAAGGUUGGUACAGAGGUUACACAUUAAGAAAAAAAUCAAAAAAGGGCAUAUUUCCUGCUUCCUAUAUUCAGCUUAAAGAAGCAAUAGUUGAAGGAAAAGGACAGCAUGAAACAGUCAUACCCAGUGAGCUCCCACUGAUUCAGGAAGUUACCACAACACUACGAGAGUGGUCCAUAAUAUGGCGGCAGCUAUAUGUGCAAGAUAACAGAGACAUGUUCCACAGUGUACGACACAUGAUAUAUGAUCUUAUUGAAUGGAGAUCACAGAUACUUUCUGGAACUCUACCCCAAGAUGAGCUCAAGGAACUGAAAAAGAAAGUGACUGCCAAAAUAGAUUAUGGAAACAGGAUUCUUGAUUUGGAUCUGGUUGUAAGGGAUGAAGAUGGCAACAUUUUAGAUCCAGAACAAACCAGCACAAUCAGCCUUUUUAGAGCUCAUGAAAUAGCUUCCAAGCAAGUUGAGGAAAGACUACUAGAAGAAAAGUCUCAAAAGCAGAACAUUGAUAUUAACAGACAAGCCAAAUUUGCCGCCACGCCUUCGUUUGCUUUAUUUGUAAAUUUAAAAAAUGUAGUCUGCAAAAUAGGAGAAGAUGCUGAAGUCCUGAUGUCUCUGUACGACCCACUAGAAUCAAAGUUUAUCAGUGAAAACUAUCUAGUUCGAUGGUCAAGUUCUGGGCUGCCUAAAGACAUAGACAGGUUACAUAAUCUUCGAGCUGUGUUCACUGACCUUGGCAGCAAAGACCUGAAAAGAGAGAAAAUCAGUUUUGUCUGUCAGAUUGUAAGAGUUGGCAGAAUGGAACUAAGAGACAACAACACAAGAAAACUAACCUCUGGGCUAAGACGACCUUUUGGAGUAGCAGUAAUGGAUGUAACUGACAUAAUUAAUGGGAAAGUUGAUGAUGAGGACAAACAACACUUUAUACCAUUUCAACCGGUGGCAGGGGAGAAUGAUUUCCUUCAGACUGUUAUAAACAAAGUGAUUGCUGCUAAAGAAGUUAACCACAAGGGUCAGGGUUUAUGGGUGACUUUGAAACUUCUUCCAGGAGAUAUUCAUCAGAUUAGGAAAGAGUUUCCUCACUUGGUGGAUAGGUCCACAGCUGUGGCUCGGAAAAUGGGGUUUCCUGAGAUUAUUAUGCCUGGUGACGUUCGCAAUGAUAUCUAUGUAACAUUAGUUCAAGGAGAUUUUGACAAAGGCAGCAAAACAACAGCAAAGAAUGUAGAAGUUACAGUAUCUGUUUAUGAUGAAGAUGGCAAAAGAUUGGAGAGUGUGAUUUUUCCUGGGGCUGGUGAUGACGCUAUCUCGGAAUACAAGUCAGUGAUCUAUUACCAAGUGAAACAACCUCGCUGGUUUGAGACUGUCAAGGUGGCAAUUCCUAUUGAAGAUGUGAACCGCAGUCAUUUAAGGUUUACAUUCCGUCACAGAUCAUCACAGGACUCCAAAGAUAAAUCAGAGAAAAUAUUUGCUUUAGCAUUUGUGAAGCUGAUGAGAUAUGAUGGAACAACUUUAAGGGAUGGAGAGCAUGAUCUUAUAGUGUACAAGGCAGAAGCAAAGAAGUUGGAGGAUGCCUCAACGUAUUUAAGCUUGCCAUCCACUAAAAUAGAAUUAGAAGAAAAAGGGCACACCACUACUGGGAAGAGCAUGCAAAACCUUGGAAGUUGCACCAUUAGCAAAGAUUCUUUCCAGAUUUCUACUCUUGUUUGUUCAACAAAACUCACUCAGAAUGUGGAUCUCUUGGGGCUUUUGAAAUGGCGAUCUAACACAAACUUGCUGCAGCAGAAUUUGAGACAGCUGAUGAAAGUUGAUGGUGGUGAAGUGGUUAAGUUCCUACAAGAUACACUGGAUGCACUUUUUAACAUCAUGAUGGAGAAUUCAGAGAGUGAGACGUUUGACACCCUAGUGUUUGAUGCUUUGGUAUUUAUCAUUGGACUGAUUGCUGACAGAAAAUUUCAGCAUUUUAAUCCUGUCUUGGAAACCUACAUUAAGAGACAUUUCAGUGCUACUUUAGCCUACACAAAGCUGACUAAAGUUUUAAGAAAUUACGUGGAUAAUGCUGAGAAACCUGGCGUAACUGAUCAACUUUUUAAAGCCAUGAAAGCUCUGGAAUACAUCUUCAAAUUUAUAGUACGGUCCAGAAUAUUGUUCAAUCAACUUUAUGAAAACAAAGGAGAAGCAGACUUCAUGGAAUCCUUGCUUCAGCUAUUUAAGUCUAUCAAUGAGAUGAUGAGUGGUGUCUCUGAUCAAACUGUGAUGGUGAAGGGGGCUGCACUUAAAUACUUGCCAACUAUUGUCAAUGAUGUGAAAUUGGUAUUUGAUCCAAAAGAACUUAGCAAGCUGUUUACAGAUUUCAUCCUAAAUGUUCCAAUGGGUCGGCUCACAAUUCAGAAGCUGUACUGUUUGAUCGAAAUAGUUCACAGUGACCUCUUCACGCAGCAUGACUGCAGGGAGAUCUUGCUGCCAAUGAUGACAGAUCAGUUGAAGUAUCAUUUGGAAAGGCAGGAAGACUUGGAGGCUUGCUGCCAACUGCUUAGUAACAUCCUGGAAGUCCUUUACAGGAAAGAUGUGGGACCAACACAGCGACAUGUCCAGAUAAUCAUGGAGAAGCUAUUGAGGACAGUAAAUAGAACCGUCAUUUCCAUGGGACGCGAUUCAGAGCUCAUUGGGAACUUCGUUGCAAGCAUGACAGCCAUUUUAAGGCAAAUGGAAGACUAUCAUUAUGCUCAUUUAAUCAAGACUUUUGGAAAGAUGAGAUCAGAUGUUGUGGACUUUCUGAUGGAAACAUUCAUCAUGUUCAAGAAUCUCAUUGGGAAGAAUGUCUAUCCCUUCGACUGGGUUAUAAUGAACAUGAUGCAGAAUAAAGUCUUCCUGCGAGCAAUUAAUCAGUAUGCAGAUAUGCUAAACAAAAAAUUUCUUGACCAAGCCAACUUUGAGUUACAGCUUUGGAACAACUACUUCCACCUGGCUGUUGCUUUCCUUACACAAGAAUCUUUACAACUGGAGAAUUUUUCAAGUGCUAAAAGAGCCAAAAUACUUAACAAGUAUGGUGACAUGAGGAGGCAAAUUGGUUUUGAGAUCAGAGACAUGUGGUAUAACCUAGGUCAACAUAAGAUCAAAUUCAUCCCAGAAAUGGUUGGGCCCAUGUUGGAAAUGACACUGAUUCCUGAAACUGAGCUUCGGAAAGCUACGAUCCCAAUAUUCUUUGACAUGAUGCAGUGCGAGUUUCAUUCUACCAGAAGCUUCCAAAUGUUUGAAAACGAAAUCAUCACAAAACUGGAUCAUGAAGUGGAAGGAGGCAGAGGAGAUGAACAGUACAAAGUGUUAUUUGACAAAAUACUCUUGGAGCACUGCAGAAAACACAAAUAUCUUGCUAAAAAUGGAGAAACUUUUGUCAAACUUGUUGUCCGUCUGAUGGAAAGACUGCUGGAUUACAGAACUAUAAUGCACGAUGAAAACAAAGAAAAUCGCAUGAGCUGCACUGUCAAUGUACUGAAUUUCUACAAAGAAAUUGAAAGAGAAGAAAUGUACAUAAGAUAUUUGUACAAGCUAUGUGACCUGCACAAAGAGUGUGAUAACUACACUGAAGCUGCCUACACAUUACUUCUGCAUGCAAAGCUUCUUAAGUGGUCAGAAGAGGCUUGUGCUGCACAUCUUACUCAGCGAGAUGGAUACCAGGCAACUACUCAAGGACAACUUAAAGAUCAGCUUUAUCAAGAAAUUAUCCAUUACUUUGACAAGGGCAAGAUGUGGGAAGAGGCCAUUGCCUUGGGCAAAGAACUGGCAGAACAGUAUGAAAAUGAAAUGUUUGAUUAUGAACAACUCAGUGAACUGCUGAAAAAGCAAGCACAGUUCUAUGAAAACAUUGUGAAAGUGAUAAGACCUAAACCAGAUUACUUUGCUGUUGGAUACUAUGGCCAAGGAUUCCCUACAUUUCUACGGAACAAAGUGUUCAUUUACCGUGGGAAGGAAUAUGAACGUCGUGAAGACUUUGAAGCAAGGUUAUUAACCCAAUUUCCAAAUGCCGAAAAAAUGAAGACAACAUCUCCACCAGGCGAUGAUAUUAAAAACUCCCCUGGUCAGUAUAUUCAGUGUUUUACUGUAAAACCAAAACUUGAUUUACCACCCAAAUUUCACAAGCCGGUAUCAGAGCAAAUUGUAAGUUUCUAUAGGGUGAAUGAGGUCCAACGAUUUGAGUAUUCACGGCCUGUCCGAAAAGGAGAGAAAAACCCAGAUAAUGAAUUUGCGAAUAUGUGGAUUGAGAGAACCAUCUAUGUGACAGCAUAUAAAUUACCAGGGAUUUUAAGAUGGUUUGAAGUCAAAUCAGUUUUCAUGGUUGAAAUCAGUCCACUGGAAAAUGCAAUAGAAACUAUGCAGUUAACAAAUGAUAAGAUCAAUAAUAUGGUUCAACAACAUUUGAAUGAUGCAGACCUACCUAUUAACCCCCUCUCUAUGCUACUUAAUGGCAUUGUGGAUCCUGCAGUCAUGGGAGGAUUCACAAACUAUGAAAAGGCUUUUUUUACUGAAAAAUACAUGCAUGAGCAUCCAGAAGAUCACGAAAAGAUAGAAAAACUAAAGGACCUCAUAGCAUGGCAGAUUCCAUUCCUGGCAGAAGGUAUCCGAAUUCAUGGAGAGAAAGUAACUGAAGCACUAAGGCCAUUUCAUGAGAGAAUGGAGGCCUGUUUUAAGCAGCUUAAAGAAAAAGUGGAAAAGCAAUACGGUAUCAGAAUAAUUCCCUCAAGUUUGGAUGAUAGACGAGGCAGUCGGCCACGGUCUAUGGUUAGAUCAUUCACAAUGCCUUCAUCUUCAAGACCUUUAUCUGUUGCAUCAGUAUCAUCUGUCUCAUCGGACAGUACCCCUUCCAGACCUGGCUCUGAUGGGUUUGUGCUUGAACCUCUUCUGCCAAAAAAGAUGCAUUCUAGGUCUCAAGAUAAGUUGGACAAGGAUGACCUAGAUAAAGAUAAGAAGGAAAAGAAGAAGGAAAAAAGGAACAGCAAACACCAAGAGAUAUUUGAUAAAGAGUUGAAAUCUACGGAUAUUUCUCUGCAACAAUCUGAAGCAGUGAUCCUUUCAGAAACGAUCAGUCCACUGAGACCACAAAGACCAAAGAGCCAAGUUAUCAAUGUCAUUGCAAGUGAAAGACGUUUUUCUGUCUCUCCGUCAUCUCCAGCUUCUCAGUCAACACCACCUCCAAUCACUCCAAGGACCAAACUUCCUUUCAAUUUACAGUCCAAUCUGGAGCUGAAUGGUAUCUCUAGUUUGGAAAUGGCAGACAUUCCUCCUCCUCUACCUCUCAAAGGUAGCAUGGCAGAUUAUGGAAAUCUCAUGGAAAAUCAAGAAUUGAUUAGCCCUACAACACCCCCCGCUGCACAUCAAAGGCACCUGCCACCUCCAUUACCCAGCAAAACUCCACCACCGCCUCCUCCAAAGACUACUCGAAAGCAAACAUCUGUUGACUCUGGGAUUGUCCAGUGA
Molecule: messenger RNA, 5655 nt
Organism: Emys orbicularis (European pond turtle)
Lineage: Eukaryota; Metazoa; Chordata; Testudines; Emydidae
Gene: DOCK1
Product: dedicator of cytokinesis 1
Exons: 52
Coding region: 64-5655 (1863 amino acids)
Biological process (GO): myoblast fusion; small GTPase-mediated signal transduction; cell migration
Cellular component (GO): cytoplasm; plasma membrane
Molecular function (GO): guanyl-nucleotide exchange factor activity; small GTPase binding
Source: RefSeq, a predicted model, not a curated record